GAAAUAUCCGUUGCACCAGCUGGCGUCGAGAUAAACCGCUAUUAGUUGACUUUCUGGCUGUCAGACAUUAUGGAUGAAGAACCAGAAAGAGCCAAGCGCUGGGAGGGGGGCUAUGAGAGGACAUGGGAGGUGCUGAAGGAGGACGAGUCUGGCUCACUUAAAGCCACCGUAGAAGAGAUCCUGUUCCAGUCCAAAAGGAAAAGGGUGAUAGAGAGCCAUGGUCAAGUCAGGCUUGGAAUGAUGCGUCACCUCCAUGUGGUGAUUGACUGUUCAAGAACUAUGGAGGACCAGGACUUGAAACCAAACCGCCUCACCUCGACUCUGAAGCUGAUGGAGUCUUUUGUUGACGAGUAUUUUGACCAAAACCCCAUCAGUCAGCUGGGCAUCAUCAUCACCAAGAAUAAAAGGGCUGAGAAGCUUACUGACCUGGCAGGAAAUCCAAAGAAGCACCUUGCCGCUCUGAAGAAAGCCGUGGACACUGUGUGUGUAGGAGAGCCGUCUCUGUAUAACUCUCUAAGCCUGGCCGUACAGACGCUCAAGCACAUGCCGGGACACACGAGCCGGGAGAUCCUCAUCAUCCUCAGCAGCCUCACGACAUGUGACCCGUCCAGCAUCUGUGAGCUCAUCAAGACUCUGAAGUCUCUGAAGGUGCGGGUAUCAGUGAUCGGCCUGUCAGCGGAGGUCAGGGUGUGCACGGUACUGACCAGGGAGACGGGCGGCUUGUACCAUGUUAUCCUUGACGAGAGUCACUUCAAAGAGCUGCUGAUGCUGCAUGUCAAACCUCCUCCAGCCAGCUCCUCGUCUGAAUGCUCUUUAAUACGCAUGGGUUUUCCUCAGCACACCGUGUCCUCUCUGAGUGACCAGGACGCCAAGCCGUCAUUCAGCAUGUCUCACCUGGACAGCAGCAGCAGCGCCGGUCUGACUCUGGGAGGAUACUUCUGUCCACAGUGCCACGCCAAGUACACCGAGCUUCCUGUGGAGUGCAAAGUCUGUGGUUUGACUCUGGUGUCGGCGCCCCAUCUCGCCAGAUCCUUCCACCACCUCUUCCCCCUCCAGGCCUUCAUAGAGAGUCCUGUGGAGGAGCUCCAAAAAGACAGGUUCUGUCAGGCUUGUCAAGGGGAGCUGAAAGAUAAAAGUAUGUUCACCUGUCCAUCCUGUGGCAGUGCGUUCUGCGUGGACUGUGAUCUCUUCAUCCACGACUCUCUGCACUGCUGUCCCUGCUGCAUUCACAAUCGGAGCGCCUCCUGAAGCUCAGAGGCUAACUGUCAGACGAAGACUGAAACACUGUCUGUCUUAUCAGUGCUGUCUGUCUCUGAUGGAGUGGAUAUGAUGGAAGCAGGUUGUUUAUGGACCACGCCAAUGGUUACAUUACAAACAUUCUUGAAGAUUGGCACAAAAGUGGACGUUUUGGCUGAUCCAUAUAACUUAAAGGUGGAAGCAGCUUCUUUUAAAGACAGCUCUGAGUCGGGCCAAAGCUCCUGUCUGCUCUGUGAACUGCAUCUUAGCUGCUACUCUCUUCCUGUUGUUAAUCAGCACACCAUUUCAUACAGAAUAUGUCAGGAAUGGUUUGUGUGUAUUGUUUGUACACUGUUUUGUACUAAAUUUCUGUUUGUGACACCUCAUUUACAAUAAAACAGAUUUAUUUUGUACUUGA
Plectropomus leopardus (leopard coralgrouper) is the source of this 1654-nucleotide messenger RNA. It is a transcript of the gene gtf2h2, whose product is annotated as general transcription factor IIH, polypeptide 2. Gene Ontology annotation, cellular component: transcription factor TFIIH core complex; transcription factor TFIIH holo complex. Gene Ontology annotation, biological process: nucleotide-excision repair; DNA-templated transcription; regulation of transcription by RNA polymerase II. Gene Ontology annotation, molecular function: zinc ion binding. The record is from RefSeq and is a predicted model, not a curated record. NCBI's taxonomy places the organism in Eukaryota, Metazoa, Chordata, Actinopteri, Perciformes, Serranidae.